Molecule: messenger RNA, 1858 nt
Organism: Trachemys scripta elegans
Lineage: Eukaryota; Metazoa; Chordata; Testudines; Emydidae
Gene: VEGFB
Product: vascular endothelial growth factor B
Exons: 9
Coding region: 563-1321 (252 amino acids)
Biological process (GO): positive regulation of endothelial cell proliferation; sprouting angiogenesis; vascular endothelial growth factor signaling pathway
Cellular component (GO): membrane
Molecular function (GO): heparin binding; chemoattractant activity; growth factor activity
Source: RefSeq, a predicted model, not a curated record
CCUCCCGCUGCCUGCCGCCUCCCCUGGGGCCGGGCUGGGCCGGGCCAUCAGUCACUCCCUGGAGCCAGCCCCGCUCCCUCUCCCCGGCCGCCCGCUGCCGCCUGGCUCACUCGGAGCCGCUCGCUCCUGCAGGCGCGCGCUGGCCCCGCGGGCUCUGAUGCACCUGUAGCCGCCCCGCGGCAGCGGGGCCCCCAGGGGCCAGUCAGUGCGCGGCCUGAUCCGCCAGGCGGGGCCCGAUCCUUGGAUUUACCUCCCCACGGACUGCAGAGCCGGGCUCCUGCGCUGCCUUCGGGGGACUCCGAGGGCCGAGGGGUCCGUGCCCUGCAUCCCGCCAGCCCAGCGCUCGGAGCUACCAUGCGAGUGCCCCGGACUGCGGGCGCUGCCGGAGGGAGGGGGCAGCUGCCGGCCAGGCGCCCUGGACACCAGCGCUAGGGGACCCCCACACUCCGGCUCGGCACCAUGAGAGCCCCCCGGGAGACCUUGCACCUCCUGCUGGCUACAGCCCUGCAGCUGAUCGGCUGCGCAGCUAAGGGUCUCUUGGGGGUGUACCCAGCCUGACUGCAUGCAGGCACCACAGCCCCAGACGAAGGGGACCCACCCGCUGGGGGAAGUGAUACAGUGGAUGGAGGUUUAUAACCGCAGCUUCUGCCAGCCGAAGGAGAUGCUGGUGCCCGUGAGCGAGGAGCACCCAGAUGAGGUGGAGCACCUGCUGGCACCCUCCUGCGUGCCCCUGCGUCGCUGUGCUGGGUGCUGUGCCGACGAGGGGCUGCAGUGUGUGCCUACCCGCAUGCAUGUGGUGGUGAUGGAGGUGAUGAAAACCCGCUACCUGUACAGCCACCUGGACCAGCUGGCCUUCGUAGAGCACAGUGCCUGCGAAUGCAGACCAAAGACAAAUAGCAAAGUAAAUCCAGAAAGGCCUGUACGGCCCAGGGGGAAAAACAGCAUUGGACGCAAACACAAAAAGAAGAGACCCCCUGAACAGGACUCCCCCCACCUGCCCUCCUGCCCACCCUGCUCAGACAAACGGAGGCGCCAGGAUCCUCGGACAUGCCAGUGCCGCUGCCGGCGCAGGUCCCAGCACUGCCAGGACCGGGGCUUGGAGCUCAAUGAGCACUCAUGCAGCCACUCUGUUCUCCCCCGAGGUGUGAGAAGCUGCGCAGAUGAUCUGAUGGGGGAGGGGGGUGACCUGGGACCAGCCUCUCCUCCCCCCCCCCCCAAGCCCAGCUCUUCAUUGGAUCCAGAACAAGACUUUGGCCCUGAGUGCCCCCUGCUGGAGAGGAGCCCAAGGAAGACGAGCAAGGCUGCCCUGGAAUGGACCUGAUGAGAGGACUCCUGGGACCAUGUUGGGGGGUCAGACCCCAUUAUCCACUGCCUGGACAGGACCUGUCAGGAGGGGCUGCAUCUUGCACAGCCUCUCGUGGACUGGGGCAGCCAGAUCCCGGGGCCCCUCCAGGACUCGGGCAGCCAGAUUCCAGGACCCCUCCGAGACUAGGGCAGAUGGAUUUCAGGGCCCCUCCAGGAUUGGGGUCCAGAUCCUGAGGCCCCUCCAGGACUCCGGCUCCCAGAUUCCUUUGAUGCCCACCAAGGCCGCCCCAGCUCUGCUGGCCAGACUCUCAUCCCCUUGUCGUUAUUUAAAGUUCCACAAACACCCCUCACUGCCCCGCUCAUCCCCAAACCCUUUUAAUUUAAUACUUGCCCUCACCUUCCUCUCCAUCCCCCCGGACCAAACCCCGUUUUCCUGCCGGAGCCAAGGGGAGGCUGAGCACCAGCUCGAGGACCCUCCCGGGGCACGUCCUGCUGCUGUAACUGCCCGCACAUUGGUAUCCGGCUCUAAAGCUAUUAAACGGAUGAGACAUGA